UCUGUGCUCCACCAUCAUCAGCUGUCACACGUUUCAACGUGUUGUUCAUCUCGCGUUCAGCCGCGGGUUCGAUCCCGGAGUUCAGAGCCCGCGACCCGGACGGUCCUCCCGCUGGGGCCCGCGCUCAGCUCCGGAUGUGACGCUGGACUCAAGUGAAGCCUGAUGGGAGGAAGCAGAUGGACGAGCUGGUCGUGGGCCGAGUGACGGACACACACACCAUGGACCAAGACUUCAGUUUCAAUACACUGAAGAAGCUGGCAGCAGAGGCCGACCACACGGACGUGUCUCUGACGGCGGCGGAGCGGGUGCGAGCGCUGGGGAAGAUGGGAUUCAGCGUGGAGAUCAACGAUGACAUCACACCGCGACGCUACUUCCGCUCGGGGGUGGAGAUGGAGCGCAUGGCGGCGGUGUACCUGGAGGAAGGAAGUCUGGAGAACGCCUAUGUCCUCUAUAGCAAGUUUAUCACUCUGUUCGUAGAGAAGCUGCCGAGCCACAGGGACUACCAGCAGAGCAGCAUUCCAGAGAGACAGCUCAUCAUGAAGAAGCUUCAGGAAGUGGCGUUCCCUCGAAAAGACGAGUUGAAGAAACGUCUUCAGGAGAAAUACAGCAGGGAACACAGCGAGUUCCUCAGAUCCCAGAGCCAGCCGGCGGUGUUGGAUGGGUGUGGCCAGCAGCUGCAAUGCCUCUCCCUAUUGGACGAGGACAGGAGGCGGCGGCUGCAGCUGGAGGGCGAGCGGCAGCGGGUCGCCGCCCUGCGACGGAUGCAGAUCGAGUCAGAACAGUUUCGUUACUUCGAAGACCAGCUGAGGCGUCAGGAACUGGCCAAUAGCAGAGAGGAGGUCACACAAAAGGUGGACACCAAAGUGCCUGAGGUGACCGACGGCACUCGUCCAUCUCGGCAACCAAUCAGUGAAGCUGCACGAUCGCAGGGGGCGGAUCCAAACAGACCUGCUCCUAUCAGCGAACCAGCUGCCACGUUGGCCGGCGUUCAUCCUCAGAAGGUGGAAGGUCUGAGGCGGGUGGUGAUCCCCAGAGAUCUGACCUAUCGGUUCCUCCUGUUGGCGGAUUCCAACACGGCCAGAGGAAUAGAAACCUGUGGAGUUCUGUGUGGACGACUGACACACAAUGAGUUUGUGCUGACUCACGUCGUGAUCCCCAAACAAUCGGCCGGUCCAGAUUUCUGCGACAUGGAGAAUGUGGAGGAGCUGUUCAGCUUCCAGGACCAACAGCACCUGCUGACGCUGGGCUGGAUCCAUACUCAUCCCACUCAGACCGCCUUCCUGUCCAGCGUCGACCUCCACACUCACUGCUCGUACCAGCUGAUGCUGCCGGAGGCCGUCGCCAUCGUCUGCGCUCCCAAACAUAACGACACUGGCGUGUUCCAGCUCAGCGCUCCGGGGAUGUCCGAGGUGAGCGGCUGCAGACUGAAAGGUUUCCACCCCCACUCCAAGGAGCCGCCUCUCUUCACUGUGUGUAAACAUGUGGUGGUGAGAGAGUCAAAGAUCAGCCUGCUGGACCUCAGGUGACAGACAGGAGGCGCUGUGGACUCUGCACGUCUGAAACCAUCCACACACUGGUUUUAAAUGUUUGUUUUGAUUUGAAGUCAUCACACACACACACACACACACACACACACACACACACACACACACACACACACACACACACCUGCUGUGAGUGUGUGUGAGAAUCUGUUUUUAAUAAAACAUUGAGAAUUAAA
Limanda limanda (common dab) is the source of this 1720-nucleotide messenger RNA. It is a transcript of the gene stambpl1, whose product is annotated as STAM binding protein-like 1. The coding region runs from base 177 to 1526 and encodes 449 amino acids. Gene Ontology annotation, biological process: protein K63-linked deubiquitination. Gene Ontology annotation, molecular function: K63-linked deubiquitinase activity; protein binding; metal-dependent deubiquitinase activity. Gene Ontology annotation, cellular component: endosome; membrane. NCBI's taxonomy places the organism in Eukaryota, Metazoa, Chordata, Actinopteri, Pleuronectiformes, Pleuronectidae. The transcript has 12 exons. The record is from RefSeq and is a predicted model, not a curated record.